This is a messenger RNA of Purpureocillium lilacinum, 2058 nucleotides long. RefSeq lists its product as uncharacterized. The record is from RefSeq and is a predicted model, not a curated record. NCBI's taxonomy places the organism in Eukaryota, Fungi, Ascomycota, Sordariomycetes, Hypocreales, Ophiocordycipitaceae. Gene Ontology annotation, cellular component: nucleus; histone acetyltransferase complex. Gene Ontology annotation, molecular function: histone acetyltransferase activity. Gene Ontology annotation, biological process: regulation of DNA-templated transcription.
AUGAAGUCGGCCAGGCCGUCCCUCGUGGACGCCCCAGCGCAUCGCAGAGCCCAGCCCGUCCGACAAGCGCGCACCAACCCAUCGCGUGGCCCAGCUCAUGCUGGCCGUCACGGCGCCGGCGGCAGAGACGGCCAUUCAGGUCCCGCGGGCGACCAGCCCAUCGACAUCUUCCCGGCAAUAACGCACUUCGCCGACACCAUCACUGCCCUCCCCAAGGAGCUCGUCCGACAUUUUACACUGCUUAAGGAGGUCGACGCCAAGCUCUUUGGCCCGGAAGACCAGCUCUUCAAGCUCGUCGAGCAGGCUGCGAAUGCUCCCGCACCGGAGCCACGACCCAGCAAUGACGCCACUGGUGUCGGCGCGUCCUCUUCGGCGCCCAUGAGCACACAGAACAGCUCCAGCGGCUUCGGCCCAGGCCGUGCCGUUCGCUCGGCUCCCCCGUCUGACGAGCCCAACACGACCGCUCCGAGCAGCGUCUUCGAUCCCUCCAAUAUUCCUCGCCGCCAGCUCUUCCGACAGACGGCUUUCAAAAUCCAGGAGAUGCUGGUGUCGCUCGAGGAGAAAAACCACGUCAUAUCGACUGCCAAUGAGGCCCUCAACCGCCAGCUCGCGCGCAUCGAGGACGUGUGGCCCUACCUCGAGAGCGAGUUCAGCGACGAGGCGAAAUGGGGCAGCACCACACACUGGGCCUACCCAGAGAACAGAAACGGCAAGGCUGCUCACGCCGAGCGCGCACGUCGCGACGGCGCCGCUGCCAUUUCUGCUGCCGCCCAAGCCCUCGCCGAGGAAGCUGCGGCUAGAAGCGAUGCGAGGAAACAGGCCGUUCAGGCGAAGCGAAACCAGAGAAAUCAGCACCACGACUCGGACGCCGACGACCUCGCCGGCCGGCACAAGGGAGAAGGUGGCAAGAAGGCCCAGAGCAGCAAGUCUAGAAAAACUGCAGAGGCCAACGUCGGUCUGGGCAUCACUGGAGCGACUGCGAAUGGAAACCCGCCGCCAAAGCGCCGCAAGGUGGAAAAGACUACGAACGGCGGAGAGCCCAUGGAACGCGCCAUGAGCAGCGUCUUUGGAAACGCCGCGCCCAAGACUAAGACGAGCAGCCCGCGAGGGACACCGGCGCCAGACGGGCCCAAGAAGCGCAAGGCCCUCCCCACCGGCAGCGGCCAGGCCAAGAAGAAGCAAGUGCCCUCCAAGAAUGGCAUGUCUCCCUCGGUCACGUCCUCACCUGUUAUGGGUAACCUCCCCGAGCCGAAGACACAGGCGCGCGCAUCGCCUAUACCUAGCAGCGCUCCCCGGCCGGCGUCGUCGCGUGCGCGGCAGAACUCUAUACAAUCCAACGCGGAUCCGAAUGGCAGAGCGAGAGCGCUGUCGUCAGCAUCCACCAAGCCUAACGGCAAGGAGCCCAGUACUCCAGACAUGUCCUCGAUGGGCGUUUUCCCACGCCCCACGAAUGAACCCAAACCCGUCAAGGAGACCAUCGUCCCCCUGAAGCCGGAGACGAUCAAGAAGGAGGCAGACCGACCAGAGAGUAGCUCUAGGCCGCCAUCCACCGUGGGAAAGAAGGACAGCAAAGACGAAACGGACAACAAGAGCGAGUCCGUGCCGCCACAGCCGCAGACCACGGUAACGGUGACGACAAAGAGCGGUAGGGCGAGCAAACCGUCGACUCCGGCGCUGGCGACCUUUCAGGAGGCAGCACGGCCGCGAUCGUCUAGGAACACGGACAACGGAGGGGCGAGCAAGAAGAGCCAUAAGAAGGGUGGUUCCGUGGCGCAGGCCAUCGCACCCCAGGUCGUUGAGUCGGAUGCGAACAGCAGCAGCCUGCAGGGCGACGAUGACGAUGAUAACGACAUCGAUGCAGACGAGCCGACGUACUGCUACUGCAACAGCGUUAGCUACGGCGAGAUGGUGGCGUGCGACGCCGACGAAUGUGAGCGCGAGUGGUUCCAUCUGGCGUGUGUUGGCCUCAAGGUCGCGCCGGGCUCUAAGACGAAAUGGUACUGCGAGGACUGCAAGAAGCGCCUUAAGAUGGGAGACAAGAAGGCCAGCAGCCGAUAG